AUGACGUCCUCACUCGAACUCAUCUUUGGAGAGUUGGGUCUGUCACAGUACCUUGAUACUUUUGUCGACCAGGGCUUUGAUACCUGGGAGACAAUUCUGGACAUUACCGAGUCGGACUUAGAUGCUUUGGGUGUCAAACUUGGACAUCGAAGAAAACUUCAACGUCGCAUCGCCAACUCGAGAGGACUUGGUGCGCAGGUGUCCCUUGUGUCUCCAGCCCGACAAAGUAUCGAGGAUGGCAGAGUCGACUCUGGUCGACCCGAUGUAGUGCCCAAGAACGACGCACGCGACGGCUCAUCUUCCACAAAAAGGAAAUAUCGAAGGCAUCCCAAGCCCGAUGAAAAUGCUCCCGAACGACCGCCCUCGGCAUAUGUUCUCUUUUCGAACAAAAUGCGUGAGGACCUCAAGGGGCGGCAGCUAACAUUCACGGAGAUCGCCAAGCUCGUCGGUGAGAACUGGCAGAGUCUGACUCGCGCCGAGCGGGAACCCUACGAAACUCAAGCUCAGGAAGACAAGGAAAGAUACAAUCGGGAGCUUGCCGACUAUAAGAAGACCGCGGACUACGAGAAGUAUUGCGAAUACUUGAACGAUUUCCGCAAGCGACAAGCAAUCCAGACACAAGAGAAAGAUGCGGCCAAACGUCUCAAAGCGGAGAGCUCGGAGAGCAACCGUGCAAGCGCCACAAGCGGAUCGAUGGGCUCUGCGGAACAUGGCAGUGGUUCUGAGAGCGCUCAUGGGAGUGAACCGCCUCCCAGUCGCCAACAGAGAUUUGGUUCGACAACCUCUGAAUUCGUACCCAGCGCGAAUGGCUUUGGCAAGAUCAGUUAUGCCGACGAGCCGAUGACAACUGCGAGCCUGACAUCCGAUAAUCUGGCCCGCAAUCGGACACGAUCAUCGAAUGACAUAUGCAUCCACUGA
Messenger RNA from Microdochium trichocladiopsis, 918 nucleotides. Its product is annotated as high mobility group box domain-containing protein. The record is from RefSeq and is a predicted model, not a curated record. Gene Ontology annotation, biological process: regulation of gene expression. Gene Ontology annotation, molecular function: protein binding. The transcript is spliced from 7 exons. Bases 1 to 918 code for a protein of 305 amino acids. Lineage: Eukaryota; Fungi; Ascomycota; Sordariomycetes; Xylariales; Microdochiaceae. Gene Ontology annotation, cellular component: nucleus.